Molecule: messenger RNA, 674 nt
Organism: Somion occarium
Lineage: Eukaryota; Fungi; Basidiomycota; Agaricomycetes; Polyporales; Cerrenaceae
Source: the annotation of a GenBank genome assembly
GUCAUUUACGAGUCAACAGGAACGCAGCCGAUGGAAAUGAAGCCGCCCUGCAACAAAAUAAGUUCAGCAACUUGAAUCCGGUGUGCAACAUACGUGACUGUUGUCCUCGCAGCAAACCGGGGAGGCACUGCAGCCAGUACUACCAACGCCGAUGACGGAGAUGGGAGAGCAAGUGAGCCCCACAAGAGCAUCGAUAUCUUGGAGGACGAUGCCCAAGGCGCCAAGCACACCAGCCGCGUCUGCGGAAUCGGCCUGGAAGAGAAGUGUCGCAGCAUUGAAUGGGGGCGGUGCUGCAGUCGCUGGCGGGCUCAUUGCGAGCAAUGACUGCAGGUGUGGCGACCGCAAGAAGAGGCGAGGCGAGAGCGACAAAGGCUACGAGACGGGAGAACAUAUUGAACGAGUUUGGAGAGUGAGGGAGGUUGAAGGGUUCAAAGAGCUGCGAGAAGAGCAGAAGACGUUCCAUCAGGGAAAGUCCAUUUGGUGUAAACUUCUCGGGUUGGUGGCGAACCGGAGACGACUGGAAACACUCGAAAAGAAGUUCCAAUGAUGCGAAGGAGUUCUACAUGACCGACGAGCAUGUUGAAUUGGAUGCUUGAAUGAAGGAAAACUCCCGACAUGACAGAAGAUCCCUGGCAUUCCAAUUUGACAGGCUCCACAGGUGUAUUAUGUUACUG